Lobosporangium transversale is the source of this 1068-nucleotide messenger RNA. RefSeq lists its product as hypothetical. The transcript is spliced from 5 exons. NCBI's taxonomy places the organism in Eukaryota, Fungi, Mortierellomycota, Mortierellomycetes, Mortierellales, Mortierellaceae. The record is from RefSeq and is a predicted model, not a curated record. Bases 1 to 1068 code for a protein of 355 amino acids.
AUGACGCUAUCACCGGAUUACCUGGAUUGGGUUCAGAGAUCCACCGGAAAUUAUGAGGAACGAUUCUGGACAGUUCGCCAUACUGAGUUAGCAAAGCGCGCUCUAGAAGCCCAAACUCAGCUGGUUGCUAAUCGUGCAGGACUUAAAGUACACAAAGCUGGGGAGAUGCAGUCUAAUAUUGCUUUCAACUCCUUCCUAUCAAAAGAAUCAGGACAAGUAGAGUCUUCUACAACGGGACAGAGGCACCCACGCGAUCCCUGGGACGGACUGGAAGAUGGUUCAUCAAUAUCUAUAGCAGCCCGCUGGAAACACCUUUGCAGUAAGAGUGAUAAUGAGCAUAAUUCAUUCCCAACAACGCCGCCUAAGGCUGGGAUAAUGUUUUCACCUUGGGCGACAUUGAACCUGAAGGCUGUCUGGAGUUCUGCGCUGUGGAUUGGCAGUAGUGCGAUAAAAUUUGACGAAGGGGAUGCGACAUCAUCAGCAUCAACGUACCGAAGAAACGGCGUUCGAUCAAUUGAAGAUAACCAAUCUAGAGGGCAUAAAAUCGAUGCAAUCAUAUGGGCUUUGAAAGCGAAUACGGAAUUUGGCGCCGUAAAGGGAGGAAAAAAGUACGAGGCUUCUUAUGGCACCAAAUAUUUAAACGACAGUGUAAAAACCGCUAAAACAUUGAAAGACAUGUUUGACAUAGCGUGUGUCAAUGCUGCCAGACAUGGGCAUGAUAUCAAAUGCGACAUGAAGGCCUAUGGAAUCGUAACGUCAGGCCUUCGAAUUGAGAUCGUCAUCUUAAAAUAUUUGAAGGGCAGAUUAUUUUAUUUCAAAAGAAAUUUCGCUGAUGAAUUACCUCCAAUAUUGAACGAGACCACAUUAUGGACAAUUAAGGGCAUUCUGGUGGAAAUAUUGUUGAUGAGACAGAGAAUGGAAGACAAGGCAAAAGAGUUGGAAGUUUGGGUAUAUGGAAAGAGAUCCAUAGAUCAAGCACUUGAAAGUAUUGGGCUGCCAGAGACUUUGAAAACCCCUCCAGGAUCUCCAAAGGGACAAGCGAAAAGAAAAAAGACUAUUUCAACUUAA